Messenger RNA from Halteromyces radiatus, 973 nucleotides. RefSeq lists its product as uncharacterized. Bases 38 to 823 code for a protein of 261 amino acids. NCBI's taxonomy places the organism in Eukaryota, Fungi, Mucoromycota, Mucoromycetes, Mucorales, Cunninghamellaceae. The transcript has 4 exons. The record is from RefSeq and is a predicted model, not a curated record.
UUUUUUUUUCUCUUUUUCCUGUUAUUAAUAUCUCACCAUGCAACCACGAUUCCAACCUACGCAUAACAUGACUCAGCGUCCUUUGCAGAACGAAAUAUUGACAUUGAACAAACUAUUGGGAAGCGAUAUUUUGGAACACUCUUCAAGGAUAUUAGAUUAUUUUGCUACUACACAGGCGAGUAGGUUAGGCUUGACUGAUACAGAACCACCACCUCAAUUGAUUGAAAAAUUAUUGGAGAAAUGUGAUGACUUUGACACCGUGUGUGAUCAGAUUUACUAUAUUCUGGAACAAUCCAAAAGGGUGCUUCAGCUACAGUAUCAACAAAACAAUGUGACUCUAGCGAAAAAGAAAUUGGAAGCAGAACUUCAGCAACAACAGCAACAACAGCAACAACAACAGCAACAACAACAGCAGCAACAACAGCAGCAGCAGCAACAGCAAGAGAACAAAUCAAACCAAAACAAUUCGUUAGACGAUGAUUUGUCUUUAGGUUUUAACAAUAAUAGUGAAAUGAUGGAAGUGGAUGAUACCCCAUUGGAUGUAGAAAUGAACGAGACUCCAGACAAUCUAUCUGCUAACAAUAACAACAACAAUAAUAAUGACAACAACAACAACAAUAACAACAGUGGCAAUAGUAGCAGUGAUAAUAGCUUUGCUAACAGUCAUGAACCUCAACAAGUGGAUGAUGAUGAAUGGGAAGAACUAUUGCAAUUACAAAAAGAUCGAUUGGAUAGACUCAAAAAGAUCAUGGUGUUGGGAAUGGAUGUUGAUACUGUGAAUGCCGAAGGUGGAAAAGUAUCAAAGGAUGAUCUGUUAUUUUAGACUGGUAUAGAUAUCUUUUUUUUUUUUAAACCUCACAAUAAAAAUCACUUUUUAUUUCAAGCUUUAUAGAAUAGUGAUAGCCAAAUUGAAACGAUGUUUUUUUUUUUUGAUUCAAUGAAAGUAUGGUAUGGUGACUAUAAGGAAGACAUA